Messenger RNA from Oryza sativa Japonica Group (Japanese rice), 1783 nucleotides. Lineage: Eukaryota; Viridiplantae; Streptophyta; Magnoliopsida; Poales; Poaceae. The record is from RefSeq and is a predicted model, not a curated record.
ACCCCCCCCCCCCAAAAAAAAAAAAAAGCGCAAAGCGACGGGAGGUCGGAGCGAGCAGAGAAGAACGCAUUUGAUUCAGAAAUCUCCAUUUGAAUCUCUCUCGUCUCCCCUCGAUCCCUAGCUUCCUCCCUGACACCAUGCUGCCGUCGCACCUCAACGGCCACUCCCCCCUCGCGCGCCGCUGCCCUCGCCUCUCCGCCGCCUCGCCGCCAGCCACCGGGGAUUCCGAUGCGGCGGCGGCGGCGGCGGACGCUCCGCUGGCGGAGCACGACCGCAUCUACUUCCAGUCAUACUCCCACAUCGGAAUCCACGAGGCCAUGAUCAAGGAUCGCGUUAGGACGGAUGCUUACCGCUCUGCCAUCAUGCACCACCAGAAGUUCAUCGAGGGGAAGGUUGUGAUGGAUGUGGGGUGUGGAACUGGAAUACUCUCGGUGUUCUGUGCUCGCGCUGGUGCAAAAUGUGUGUAUGCAGUGGAAGCUAGUGAAAUGGCAACUCAGGCUCGUGAAAUUGUAAAGGCAAAUAAUCUGGAUGAUAAGGUCGUCGUUGUUCAUGGACGCGUUGAGGAUGUUGAAGUUGAGGAUAAGGUUGAUGUGAUAAUAUCAGAGUGGAUGGGUUAUAUGCUUCUCUAUGAGAGUAUGCUGCCUAGUGUCCUGUUUGCAAGGGAUAAAUGGCUUAAACCUGGUGGUCUUAUCCUUCCAUCUCAUGCUACGCUCUUCAUGGCACCCAUAACAAAUUCUGAGAGGUAUGAAGGAAGUGUUGAUUUCUGGUCUGAUGUCUAUGGCAUAAAUAUGUCUGCACUUGUGCCACUUGCCAAAAAGUUUACAUCGGAGGAGCCCUCCAUUGAAAUAAUCGGUGGAGAGAAUGUUUUGAGCUGGCCAUUUGUGGUCAAACACAUAGAUUGCUACACUUUUAAGGCCGAGGAGCUCAAAUCUUUCACAACUAAAUACAAAGUUUCAUCCAUGAUGUUAGCUCCCAUUCAUGGCUUUGGUUUAUGGUUUGAAGUGGAGUUCAAUGGCCCUUCAAAUCCCACAGACAAAUCUCCUUCCGAUUUGAAUCCACUCGAUGUUAUUCGUAAGAAAAGGCGCCGAGGAUCAGAAGAUCCAGUGGUGCUAUCCACAGCCCCAGAGGAUGAGCCAACUCAUUGGCAUCAGACUAUUCUGUACUUCCCUGAUCCUAUAGAGGUGAAACAAGACCAAAUUAUAGAAGGCUCUGUAAAAGUGUCUCAGAGUGAGGAAAACCCACGUUUUCUGAAUAUUCAACUAGAUUGCACCACGGGAGGCCAAACAUUGGUGAAAGAUUAUGCCAUGCGAUGAAUGGUGUUCUUAGUUUGCUGAUCUGGAUUCCCCGACUUCUGAUGAUUUCUGGAGGCAUGCAGCCAUGGAACUCAAGUACUAGCACAAGUGUCAUGAACUGAACCUACUCGCCAAGGUAGAAAGGAAUAAUCUUUAUUAAUCAUGCCUAUUGGAGAUUGCAGCAUGGUGACGACUGACGAGGACUAACUGAUUGUGUUUUGAUGAGAAGGUGCUUUCAGAUGUCCCUCUAGCCUGUAUCGAUCAAAAGCAUGAAGGGACCGCACAAAAUUAAGCUCCAGUUUGCAUGCUGGAUUAGCCUUUAAGAUUGGUUCUGAAAACAACAAAAAAAAUUCUGCUAGCUGAUAUUCAAAUUAGCAGGUACUGAGAUACUUCUGCACAUGCUCACCAAGGCAGGGAAUCAUGUACAGAUACAAAAUUCAGCAUAAAAAUACAACAGAGUCUACUAUACAAUCAAACAUGAAAAGUAUAAA